Histoplasma capsulatum G186AR is the source of this 1914-nucleotide messenger RNA. RefSeq names its product ubiquitin carboxyl-terminal hydrolase. The transcript has a single exon. The record is from RefSeq and is a predicted model, not a curated record. Gene Ontology annotation, molecular function: cysteine-type deubiquitinase activity; cysteine-type endopeptidase activity. Gene Ontology annotation, cellular component: cytosol; nucleus. Bases 1 to 1914 code for a protein of 637 amino acids. NCBI's taxonomy places the organism in Eukaryota, Fungi, Ascomycota, Eurotiomycetes, Onygenales, Ajellomycetaceae. Gene Ontology annotation, biological process: protein deubiquitination.
AUGCCCGACAAACCGGCAACCGUUGCAGCCUAUGCUGCUGGCGCCUCCCUAGCCGCUAUCACCCUCUUCUACGUCUUCGGCCCCAAUUUCACGAUCGACGGCGAGGAAUCGAAUGACAGCGACAGGAGAAAAGGGAUUGUUGGCCUGUUGAACCCGUCCAAUGACUGCUUUAUCAACUCCAUCCUUCAAGCCCUAGCUGGCCUAGGCGACCUCCGCUUAUACCUGAUCCGAGAACUACAUCGACGCCAGCUGGAGGGGCCGGAAAUACACAAUGUCUUACCGGAUGCCGAAAGCGUUCCACGUGGAGAAACGCCUGAGAUGGUUCGCGACUUGCAGCAAGCACCCGUUACCAGAGCCUUGAAGGAGAUGCUCGACAGCUUGAAUGAGCGGCCGAUAUACAGGAAGACAAUAUCAGCGCGUGGGUUUAUUGUGGCUCUGGAGACGGCGUUUCAGACGCGAAUCAGUCGGAAUCAGCAGGAUGCCCAGGAAUUUUUGCAAAUUAUUGCAGAACGGCUCUGUGACGAAUACCACGCCGGUCUUAAGGCAAGGAAAAGGGCAGUCAAGCGCUCCCUCAAUGGUAAUGCUGAUGACUCGAUGUUGGAUGUGAAGUCUGCAAAUGGAUACAGUGCUGGAAACAGUGACUCAGAAUUAGACGACGGAUCGCCGUCCGCCGAUGCGACAGUGGAGACUUUAGAUACUGAGUUUCCUUUCCCUUUCGAAGGGAAGAUGGAGUCUCAAAUAGAAUGUCAAUCGUGUCACUAUAAGUACAAACCAAACCAGACAUCAUUCGUCAACCUUACACUCCAAGUGCCCCAGCAAAGCUCUGCUACGUUAAGUUCGUGCUUCGACGGCCUGCUCAAGACGGAAUAUAUAGAUGAUUUCCGUUGCGACAACUGCGUGCUUCUUCACGCACAUCAGAUGAAGACAGCAGAAAUGAAGAAUGCGACCUCGGAGCGGGAAAUCAAGCGGCUAAACCGCGACAUAUCGCUCAUAAAAGAAGCGCUUGAGAUUGACCCAGAAACCAUCCCCAAGGGCAUCAGUAUGCCAAAUGUUGAAAACGUCCCGAAACGCAAGAUUGCCCGACACAUGCGAAUCACAUCCUUCCCCAAAAUAAUCGCCAUACAUCUGUCCCGUUCGAUCUACGGUCAGAACAGCUCUACAAAGAAUGCCGCCAAGGUGUCGUUUCCCGAACGAAUGCCCAUCGGCGGCAUCCUCGACCAGAAAUGGUACAAGCUGCUGGGGAUAGUCUGUCACAAAGGCAGCCAUCAUAGCGGUCAUUACGAAUCCUUUCGGCGUAACCAUCUCUACGCCCCGUUCUCCACCCCAGACGCUUUCCGCUCUUACUCGCAAAGUCGCUCAACAAGCAGAAACCCAUCCACUGCCCCGAGUCCCAAAAUUAUCCCCAAACAAAAGACUCCUGCCGGCCAGGAUUUCGAUGCUAGCCCUAUCACCGUAUGUGAUGACACCACGUCUCCAUUAACGUCCAGUACUUCCCUCUCUGCCCCUGCCGCCCCCCUUACCAGUACAAACGGAGGAACGCCCCUCCCUCUCUCUCCGGCCUCGCAACAAUCAACUACACUCCUACAUCAAGAACCACCUCAACAAAAGAACAAUGACUCCGUCUCAUCAUUUGCUACGCCGCGACUCACCCUAUCUCCAUCAUCAGAUGCUGAUAUAUCGGCCUCCUCUAGUCUAAGGCACCAGUCGAGCACGAAGGCAACAACAAAAACGGUGGUGCCGGGUGCUGGACUCCAGUCCCGCAUCCGGCGGAAGAAAAGGGCGAAUGACCGCUGGUGGCGGAUCAGCGAUGAUAAAGUUAAAGAAUGCAAAACUAGCGAUGUGUUGGGGAUGCAGAGAGAGGUGUAUUUGCUUUUCUACGAAAUGGAAAGGCCGGGUGAUGAUGAGCAAGAUUAA